This is a messenger RNA of Arabidopsis arenosa, 2156 nucleotides long. The record is from the annotation of a GenBank genome assembly. Lineage: Eukaryota; Viridiplantae; Streptophyta; Magnoliopsida; Brassicales; Brassicaceae.
CAGUGAGCCCUCACAUAUUACCAACAAAAAUACAAAAUCACGGAAACCCUAAGUCUUCUUUAUAUCUCUAGAGAUGAUCAGGACGACGCAGAUUCUUCAACAACAGUCUAGGCAUGUUCUUGCUAAUUAUAGUAUCAAUAAUUGUUUGACUCGUCGCUCCUACAAAACCCUAUCGGCUGUGAAGGCGCAUUUAGAACGAUGGCGGUCGGAACAAGGGGAUCAAGUGAAGCCGUCUUACGUCAGAGGCGUCAUCAAGAAUUUUCGUGACUUUAAUCAGUGUUCUAAAGCACUUGAGGCUUCGGAGUGGAUGUGUGAACAGAAGGUCUUUAAUAUAUUUUCGGAAGACUAUGCAGCUCGGCUUCAACUGGUUGAGACUGUGCUUGGUUUGGAAGAAGCGGAGAAGUUCUUCGAAAGCAUCCCGGAAAACAUGAGGGAUUACUCUGUCUACGACAAUCUCUUGAGAUCUUACACUAAAUCUGAAAAAACACUAGAUAAAGCUGAGGCCACGUUUGAGAAGAUGAGAGAUCUCGGUUUCCUCUUGAAACCUUCCCCAUUCAACUCGAUGAUUAGUCUCUACCGUCACCUCAAGAAAAAAGAUAUGGUCAAGAAGCUUGAACGUGAAAUGAUGGAGAACGAUGUGAGGUUCGACAGUCACAAGGAAAUUAGUGUUUUGAGUAUCUUGAGGUCUUAUAAAAGAGAUGUAAUGUACCCUGUAUGGAAUUAUAAUAAGAAGAUAGGAAAGAUGACGGAUGAAGGAUAUCGAAGUAGGAUUAGCUAUUUAUUGAAGCUGGACGAUGUACAAGGAGCAGAGAAGUUAUAUGAAGAGUGGAAACCGGCAGGACCGAAGCUGGAUAUGAGCAUACCAAGUUUGCUGAUUUCUCGGUUUUGUGCGGAAGGGAAAGGAUCCAAGGUUGAAGAAUUGGUUGAUUCGAUAAGAAAGAAGAAAAUUGGGAUGCUAAAAGAACGGUCGGCUUUUUUGGUGGCAUCAGAGUGGAUGUGUCAACAAAGGGUCUUUAAUAUUUUUCCGGAAGAUUAUGCAGCUAGACUUAAUCUUGUUGAGACUGUACUUGGUUUGGAAGAAGCGGAGAAGUUCUUUGAAAGCAUCCCCGAAAACAUGAAGGAUUACUCUGUCUACGACAAUCUCUUGAGAAUUUACACAGAAUCGGAGGAAACAUUAUAUGAAGCUGAGGAGACGUUUGAGAAGAUGAGAGAUCUUGGUUUCCUCUCGAUACCUUCCCCGUACAACUCGAUGAUUUCUCUCUACCGUAAGCUCAAGAAACGAGAUAAGGUCAAGAAGCUUCAACGUGAAAUGAUGGAAAACAAUGUGAAGAUCGAUAGACCCAUUGAGCUUAAUGUUUUGUCUAUAGUAAGCGAUUUUAAAAGAGACUGUCUGGACCCGUUAUGGAAUAAGUACAAGAAGGAAGGAAAGCUGAUGGAUGAUGAAUAUCGAGUUAGGAUUAGCUAUUUGUUGAAGAUGGAUGAUGUACAAGGAGCAGAUAAUAUAUAUGAAAAGUGGCAACCGACAGGACCGAAGCUGGAUAUGACCGUACCAGGUUUGCUGAUUUCGCGGUUUCGUGCGGAAGGGAAUGAAUCCAAGGUUGAGGAAAUGGUUAAUUGGAUAAGAAUUAAGGGAAUUGUGAUGCAUUUAGCGACGUUAACACUAUGUUUGAUCAACUUGGGGGUUGAUAUGGAGAUCGAGAGUCACGAUUCAGUCCCUGGGAAGAAUCUAGUUAAAGUCGAGUUCAAGCUUGGGACAGAGAGCUACACGAUUGAUUCAAUCAAGGGUGAUACUGUAUUUGACCAAUUGGUUUCGAUGAAAGAAGAAAGUAUGAAGAUACUUAAAGAUUUUAUCACUAAGCAUAAUGUUCAAGAUGAUGAUGUCCCUGACCAAAUCUUGUCUGAUGAAGAAGAAGGUGAUGAUGAUGAUGAUGAUGCUUCUCCUGUAAUAUGUCCUGUGAAACCCAAGAAGACAAAGAUUUGAUUUUUUUCCUUUCAUUUAUCACUUGUUGUCUUGUCUUUUUAUCUAUGGAUGAAACCUUUUGGCAAAUUUCCUGUUUGUGGAACAGUUUUGUUUAUCUAAGAAGAAUUUGAGGACUUAGGUUAAGUGAUGUUCAAAUUUUAGCAUCUGCUAGGUGGAAUAUAGAAAUGGUGUUGUU